This is a messenger RNA of Amaranthus tricolor (Joseph's coat), 2818 nucleotides long. RefSeq names its product protein TIC 214-like. The coding region runs from base 1362 to 2759 and encodes 465 amino acids. Gene Ontology annotation, cellular component: membrane. The transcript has a single exon. Lineage: Eukaryota; Viridiplantae; Streptophyta; Magnoliopsida; Caryophyllales; Amaranthaceae. The record is from RefSeq and is a predicted model, not a curated record.
CAUCCCGAACUUGGUGGUUAAACUCUACUGCGGUGACGAUACUGUAGGGGAGGUCCUGCGGAAAAAUAGCUCGACGCCAGGAUGAUAAAAAGCUUAACACCUCUCAUUCUUAUUACUUUUUCAAUAUGAAAAAGUAAUAAGAAUGAAAAGGUCGUCUUAUUCAAAAACCCAAUUAUGACAUUCCUUCUCUCCCACUUCACACCUCGGAAUGCACCGUUCUUAUUCUUAUAGAGUAGAGAGAAACGCGCUUUCACACCUUCGUAACCCGAAAUGGCUGGGGAGAGGAAAGGUUCCUUUUUUUGAGGAUACCCCCGGAAACAGAUCCAGUGGAGGCGGGGUGGGGCCUGUAGCUCAGAGGAUUAGAGCACGUGGCUACGAACCACGGUGUCGGGGGUUCGAAUCCCUCCUCGCCCACAACCGACCCCAAAGGGAAGGACCUUUCCCCUUUGGGAGUAGGAAAAUCAUGAUCGGGAUAGAGAACCCAAAGCUAUGGAACUUGGGUGUGGGUCUUUUGUCGAAGUGGAAUGGGCCUUACUUUUUUUUUAUUACGUGUUAUCGUGAAUGGACUUAUACUUACAUAUAGUAUGCCCAGACCACCAGCAUAUUUUUUUUGUUUAUAGCAAAAAUGCGUUCCUCAUCAUGUCAUUAAUAUGUUUUAUGUUUGCUCGCGGUAAUUGUAGCCUCUCGGGAGAAUCAAUGACUGCAUCUUUGAUGCACUGCUAGUACAUCCGAGAAUUCUUAAUUGGCUAGUUGUAAAUAGCCCCAGGACUAUGGAACAAAAGAUUCUCCCGGACCUACACCGAGGUAUUGACGGAGAUUUUCAAAUAGCGCCGAACAGAAUGAGAAUGUGAUACGACGAGAUAGAAAAAAAGACAGGGAAGGGGUCACACACUUACUCUUAACGGUCAAAGCGAGCCCCUUCGUUCUGAAUUAAAGAAUGAAGAAUGAAUCCAAUCUCCCCAAGUAGGAUUCGAACCUACGACCAAUCGGUUAACAGCCGACCGCUCUACCACUGAGCUACUGAGGAACAACGGGAGACUCGAUCUCAUACAGUUCAAUUCCCGUUCUCAACCCAUGACCAAUACGAGCUCGAAACUUCUUUCGUAACUCCCGUAACUUCUUCGUAGUGGCUCCCUUCCAUGCCUCAUUUCAUAGGGAACCUCAAAGUGGCUCUAUUUCAUUAUAUUCCAUCUAUAUCCCAAUUCCAUUCAUUUAAUAUCUCUUUGGUGUCAUCGACAUAAGAGAUGUCGUUUCUAGUCUAUCUCUUUCUAUUUCUAUAUUUAUAUAUGGAAAGUUAAAGUUAAAAAAUCAUCAUAUAAUAAUCCAGAAAUUGCAAUACAAACGAAAAAGGGAGGUUUGUGAUGAUUUUUCAAUCUUUUCUACUAGGUAAUCUAGUAUCCUUAGGCAUGAAGAUAAUCAAUUCGGUCGUUGUGGUCGGACUCUAUUAUGGAUUUCUGACCACAUUCUCCAUAGGGCCCUCUUAUCUCUUCCUUCUCCGAUCUCAGGUUAUGGAAGAAGGAGAAGAAGGAACCGAGAAGAAGGUAUCAGCAACAACUGGUUUUAUUAUGGGACAGCUCAUGAUGUUCAUAUCGAUCUAUUAUACGCCUCUGCAUCUAGCAUUGGGUAGACCUCAUACAAUAACUGUCCUAGCUCUACCCUAUCUUUUGUUUCAUUUCUUCUGGAACAAUCACAAACACUUUUUUGAUUAUGGAUCUACUAGCAGAAAUUCAAUGCGUAAUCUCAGCAUUCAAUGUGUAUUCCUGAAUAAUCUCAUUUUUCAAUUAUUCAACUAUUUCAUUUUACCAAGUUCAACGUUAGCCAGAUUAGUCAACAUUUAUAUGUUUCGAUGCAACAACAAGAUGUUAUUUGUAACAAGUAGUUUUGUUGGUUGGUUAAUUGGUCACAUUUUAUUCAUGAAAUGGGUUGGAUUGGUAUUAGUCUGGAUACAGCAAAAUCCUUCUAUUCGAUCUAAUAAGUACCUUGUGUCAGAAUUGAGAAAUUCUAUGGCUCGAAUCUUUAGUAUUCUCUUCUUUAUUACCUGUGUCUACUAUUUAGGCAGAAUGCCGUCACCUAUUUUUACUAAAAAACUGAAAGAAACCCCAGAAACGAAAGAAAGUGAGGAAGAAACAGAACAGGAAGAAGAGGGAUUCACCGAAGAAGAUCCUUCUCCUUCCCUUUUUUCGGAAGAAAAGGAGGAUCCGGACAAAAUCCAAAUCGAUGAAAUGGAAAAGAUCCGAGUGAAUGGAAAGGACAAAACAAAGGAUGAAUUCCACUUGCACUUAAAAGAAGCAUGCUAUAAAAAUAGCCCAACUUCGUUAGAAAUACUUAAAGAAGAAAAGAAAAACUUCUUCGGGUUUGAAAAAUCCCUUCUUUUUCUUCUUUUCGACUAUAAACGUUGGAAUCGUCCAACGCGAUAUAUAAAAAACAAUCGAUUUGAAAAUGCGGUAAGAAAUGAAAUGUCACAAUAUUUUUUUUAUACAUGUCAAAAUGAUGGAAAACAAAGAAUUUCUUUUACAUAUCCACCCAGUUUAUCAAUUUUCUGGGAAAUGAUACAAAGAAAGAUUUCUUGGGAUACAACAGAAAAAUUCUUAUAUGAUGAUGAACUAUCCAAUAAUUGGAUUUCUACAAAUGAACAAAAAAGAAACAGUUUAAGCAAUGAAUUAAAUAAUAGAAUUACGGUUCUAGACAAAGACAUUUUUUAUAUAGAUGUACUCGAUAAAAAAACAAGAUUAUGCUUAGAAAACAAAAUAGUAAAUUAAUAAAAAAAUGGAUACAUAGAAUAAAUACCAAAAAAGAUACGAGGAGAUUCGACCCCCUC